UUCCUCUCACUGUCAUUUAGGGAAAUAACAUGUGGGUGUUGGUUGUUCCAGAAAAGUGAAACUCCAAACCGAAGCUGGAGCCAUGGCCAAAUGCGACUAUACGUUAAAGCUGGUGAUAAUUGGAGAUUACGUCGUCGGGAAAACGUGCUUCCUACACAGAUUUGUUGAAGGCACGUUCAACGGACAAGUAAAUGUCACUAUCGGUGCUAACGUCACAAAGAAGACGGUAGAUUUGGACGGCAAGAAAAUCUUACUUGAAAUAUGGGACACAGCGGGUCAUGAAUCCUUCAGAAAAGUAAUUCCAUUGUACUGCAGCCAAGCUAAAGGCAUCAUGCUGGUGUAUGACGUCACCAACGAGAGCACCUUUGACAACCUGAAGGACUGGAUCAGCUUCAUCGAGGAGCAUGCCCCCUCAGAUGCAGACAGGAUACUUCUGGGAAACAAAUGUGACCCGAACGACAGCACACCCAGACAGGUGUCCAAAGAAAGAGGAGAGAAGUUUGCGACAGAUUAUGGAAUAAAAUUGUUGGAGGUCAGUGCAAAGUCCGGCAUCAAUGUAGAAGAGGCCUUUUUCACUCUUGCCCGGGACAUCAUGAGGAGACUUCCUCAGGAGGACAAUAAUGCGCUCAGCGGUAGAGGAUGUUCACUUUUGUAGGCGGAGUCUGGAGCCGUGGGACGCUCUGAUUGGUCCUUGUGGGGUAUAGGCUUUUUUCAAUGGGACACAGACAUAAAAUACAGACUUAUCCAAAUGAGACGGGGGAAUGUACUGAAGGAAGGAUAUUAUUUGAGCUUUUUAUGGUUUUGAAUUAACUUUUUAACUUAACGUUUUUGAAUUUCGUGCAUUACAUUGCACUGUGUUGCGAUCAAACUAACUUUUUAAAAAUUGUUGUUUAUUUUAUUUCUUGUUUAAUCUUGUUUAAAUCCUGGUUUAGUUUUAUUUUUCAGCCAACUAAACCUUACAGUGAAUAUGAUGCCGUGAUAAUGGGGAUAAUAUCACUUCUAUGCAAAUAACAUCAGUUUAUUUUGUUCUUGAACCAAAGAUUUAGUUAAAACUUUGCAUUUUGUGUUCUUAAAUGUCUAGUUUUCUAUACUUUGAUGGCAUAUCUGUGUGUUUUGUUUAAGCUUAAAUUGUCGCAUUGAGAAAUUGUUGUUGUCAGAGCAUUGAGGGAAGUACAUUUCUUUAACCAAAUAAAAGAAAAUCAUACUUUG
Messenger RNA from Boleophthalmus pectinirostris (great blue-spotted mudskipper), 1209 nucleotides. RefSeq names its product ras-related protein Rab-8B-like. Bases 83 to 655 code for a protein of 190 amino acids. Gene Ontology annotation, molecular function: GTPase activity; GTP binding. The record is from RefSeq and is a predicted model, not a curated record. Lineage: Eukaryota; Metazoa; Chordata; Actinopteri; Gobiiformes; Gobiidae. Gene Ontology annotation, cellular component: endosome; trans-Golgi network transport vesicle; synaptic vesicle. The transcript is spliced from 7 exons. Gene Ontology annotation, biological process: regulation of exocytosis; protein localization to plasma membrane; cellular response to insulin stimulus.